GCUUGAGAUUACAACUUGGAUGUGUAAAUGUCAUUUGUAGUUUGAUUAGGCAAAGCCGAUGCCUGUUACAUAUCGAAGUGAAGUGUCGGCUGCGGAAUCAUACUUCUUUUUACUUGGAGCUGCGUUUCAGUGCGUUCUAGGGCUCUACACACUUAUCUGUCAUUUUCCGGGAGUGAGCUGGUACUUAAUUUUCUUUGAUCAAUAGUUUAGCGUGUCACGAGCAGGGUCACUCACAUGUCAAAGCGAGUACCAUGUAUUUGAUUGGUUUAUACGGAUCGCCUCGUAUCUCACUUUAACCGUCAACAGCAGUAGGUCCGCGAACUAAUCCUCAAUGGGAUUAUUUUUGAAUAGAACAGAUUAAUUUCAUGCCUUCUGUACACUAUUCCAGACGUAAAUACUGAAAAUAGGUGCCAGGUUUGGUGAGUAAAGCAUUCAUUUAGAUCUCCAGCUCAGACUGGUCAGCCCUGUUGGUUGGGUAGAUCGGUUGUAGUUUUGAUUUUGUGUGCUGUGGUGUCAUGUCCCCCGGCCCUGCAUGCGCCUCGGUUUGGAGCGUGGUGUCUUUAAUGUUCAUUAAAGUGGUGCAUGGUGCAUUCACGUCCCGGUGCAUGGAGCACAGAGCUCCGCUCGGAUUGCGCGAGGAAACAAGUUUCGUCUCGUGCGGUCUAAUGGCCUCUAGGAGUGGUUGAAUAGGUUAUUGUUCACGAGCCGGAAAGCGCUGCCGCCUCUGAUUGGCGCAGGGCAGUGCGUCGAUUCGCACGUCACAACCCGGCACGCCCCCGGGAUAUUCUCACGCGGACCGCCCUCUGCUGUGUCUUAUAAAGUUGGAACAGACGCGUAGGAGUUCACUUAAGAGUUGAGUCGUUUUGGGUUCGUGCCCACGGCGGAAAAAUACCGCAAUGACAAUCCAGACGAAGACCAGCGUUCCGCCUCCCGCUCUGACCUACUCUAAAACCAGAGGACUAGUGGCUAAUCUCAGUGCCUUUAUGAAACAGAGGAGAAUGGGACUGAAUGAUUUUAUUCAGAAGCUUGCAACCAGCUCCUAUGCAUGUAAACACCCAGAGGUCCAGUCAAUCCUGAACUUGACACCACCACAGGAUCCUGAACUGAUGAACACUAACCCCUCUCCUCCACUUAGUCCGUCACAGCAGAUAAACCUGGGUCCCUCCUCCAACCCCACCGCCAAACCCUCCGACUUUAACUUCCUGAAGGUGAUUGGAAAAGGCAGCUUUGGCAAGGUUCUGCUGGCCCGUCACCAUGGCGAUGACAAGUUUUACGCUGUCAAAGUGCUACAGAAGAAAGCCAUUCUAAAGAAGAAAGAGGAGAAACACAUCAUGUCUGAGCGUAAUGUGCUGCUGAAGAACGUGAAGCACCCGUUCCUGGUGGGUCUGCACUACUCCUUCCAGACGGCUGACAAACUCUACUUUGUGCUGGAUUACAUCAACGGAGGAGAGCUGUUCUAUCACCUGCAACGGGAGCGCUGUUUCCUGGAGCCCCGGGCCCGGUUCUAUGCAGCGGAGAUCGCCAGCGCUUUGGGCUAUCUGCACUCGCUCAACAUCGUGUACCGAGACCUGAAGCCUGAGAACAUUCUCCUGGACUCCCAGGGCCACAUCAUCCUCACAGACUUUGGCCUUUGCAAGGAGAACAUAGAACCCAACGGUACCACGUCCACCUUCUGUGGGACUCCGGAGUAUUUGGCUCCAGAGGUACUGCAUAAGCAGCCGUAUGACAGAACCGUGGACUGGUGGUGUUUGGGUGCUGUGCUCUAUGAGAUGCUGUAUGGCCUGCCUCCGUUCUACAGCCGGAACACUGCGGAGAUGUAUGACAACAUCCUGAACAAACCGCUGCAGCUUAAACCCAACAUCUCUAACGCCGCCCGCCACCUGCUGGAGGGCCUUCUCCAGAAGGACCGGACCAAGAGGCUGGGUUGCACCGAUGACUUUACUGAGAUCAAGAAUCACAUGUUCUUCUCGCCCAUUAACUGGGAUGAUCUUAAUGCGAAGAAGCUCACCCCUCCUUUCAAUCCCAAUGUGACUGGCCCGAACGACCUUCGGCACUUUGACCCAGAGUUCACAGAUGAGCCAGUCCCGAGCUCUAUUGGCUGCUCACCUGACAGCGCGCUGGUCACUGCCAGCAUCAGCGAUGCAGCUGAGGCCUUCCUGGGUUUCUCUUAUGCCCCUACCAUGGACUCCUACCUGUAGCCCGUCGCCGCGGAGACGGCAUCUCAUAGACUUGUACCUGUAGUUUGUUGCCAUGGAAACGUCGUCCCAUGGAAGCCCGCCUGUAGUGCAUCACUAUGAGAACGGAGCCGGCUCCCUGUCUCCCGCUGCCCAUGGUGUGGGGCUGUUUGCACAUGGCCUUUGGCAGCUCCACGGGCCUUAGUUCCAAGGCCUGGCUCUCUCACGAGAGAACUUUCACCUCCUGUUUGUCAUGGUUGUUGUCAUUGUCAUCGUCGGGGGCACUGAGCACACUCACUUCUCUGCUUGCACUCAGGUCCUUUUGAAUGGACUCAGAUGGGUAGAGAGCAGGCACAGAGAUGAGAGAGCCCCGCGGUUGGCUAUUCCCCCUCCCCCAUACUUAACUCACUGGUUUAUUUGAGGGCAUUGCUGUUGACUAGAAAUGCAGAAAUUUGAAUGUUUUGGGUUAGUUGUUUAUUUUGGAGGAAGGUAUUUGUGUCUUCAUUUUAUUUCCUUCUUGUCACACAUGUAUUUGUCCUGGUCAUGUGACCAGGUGCUCACCAUCACACAACCCUGGUUUUGUGACACGUUCCUUUGGUUGCCAUGAUACAGCAUACAGAAAGAAGCCCGUUGCACAUUUAAAGAUCGCCACUAUGAUUCCGUCCUCCGGUUCUGUUCCUCAUUUUUCCAUUGUUGUUUUAGCUUGAAUGUGUGGGCCAAUGCUGGAGGGAUCUGCUGCUAUGAUAGUGUAGAUAGACACGUGGACCAACCAAUCACAUAACGUUUCUCACCUUGGUCUUCCAGCCUCUGCUGUGAUGUAACGAAGCCACUCAGAAAAGCAUUCCGAUGCUGUCUGUACACCACAUUCCAUUCAGUAUGACUGUAUACUGCUAUUUAAGUUUGUUUGUAUAUUUUGAGUCUGUGUAUUAGUUUUAAUGUAUAUGGAACAAAGCAACUAAAGAUAUGCUUCUAUGUAACAAUAACUGUUAAAAACUGUUGAAAUAUGUACUGUAUAUUGUAAGAUGUUUUGAUUUGUGACCUCGUUUGGUUUGCAAUAAAACUUUAUUGUUAUUUUCCCCAAA
Electrophorus electricus (electric eel) is the source of this 3256-nucleotide messenger RNA. RefSeq names its product serum/glucocorticoid regulated kinase 1 (gene sgk1). Gene Ontology annotation, molecular function: protein serine/threonine kinase activity; ATP binding. Lineage: Eukaryota; Metazoa; Chordata; Actinopteri; Gymnotiformes; Gymnotidae. Gene Ontology annotation, biological process: protein phosphorylation. The record is from RefSeq and is a predicted model, not a curated record.